GGUCCCAAGCCCGGCUGAAAAAGGAGGAGGGUUAAGAUUAAGAAUUUAGUCUUAUCUUGUAAAAUAUGUUUUGCUGGAUUGCUUAAAAAACUAAAGGUAUUCAAUAUAGGUCCAUUUAAGUUCUCCAACAGACACUUACCUGUUUAAAGUAUAUAUAAUUUUUAUUGAAUUACCAUUUUUGCAACAUACAAAUGUAUUUUAUAGGCACAAACUAAGUAUACUCAAACACAAUAUAUUCAACUCAAUGAAAUUUCAAGAAAGGAAAAUUUUAAACAAAAGUUUGUACAAGUGAUUUUUCGACCAUCUGUUGCAUUAACAUUAUCAAACUUAAAAUCCAAUGAAAUGAGAGCUAGCAUGUUAUUAAUUGUAAACUAAAAUAUCGUUUAAAUUUGUUUUCCCAUUCUUUUAUUGAACAUGUGUCAUCUGAGUGACCAAGUGACUAUUACUGGGCUUUCCCAAGAUGCUCUAGCCUCCAUACAGUAUAAAUUUUAAAGAACUAUUCACAUGAUUCAUUCUCCAUGGCAAUAAACAUUUCCAGGCCCCACUUUUGUUGAAAAAUUUUGUUAAUUAUUUAGGGGAAUCAUUUAAGCAUGACUGAAGCAGGCUCCUCUAAGGCAGUAAGUGGGCCCCCUUCUAUGAUUCUUUUUUCGAUCCGCCACGCACUAGGCAUUCCCAUUGUUUGAGGACCUUGUAAUUAAUAAGGAAAAUUUAACAAUUCAAAUUAAGCAAUCACAGCACUGAGCUUACCAACUCAGUCAUAAUUUACUAAGUGCCAGGUGUGAAUAGGGAUAUCAAAUCUGAUGCCCUGUGUAGGGUGAGUGCCAAGCUCUCUGCACGUUAAAGAACCCUUGCAACAACUCUUGUAGGGGUCUGUAGGUGGCCUGUUGCAAGGCAAAAUUCCUGAUCCUAUCCAACCUUUCUUAAUUUUCCAGUGGCAGUCAAAAUUCCAUGCCAUUUAUCUGGUGGAUCUACUUUAAGCUGAAUAUGACUAUCAUACAAAAAAAUACAUUUAUUAGUUGUAAAGGAGUAGGGCCGGUAAGACCCCUUGUUGGCCUAAAUAUAUAGCGUUUUUGCAAAUGUGUUAAAUUGUUAACUUUUAGUGAUUCUUUAAAAAGUAACAUGCUUUUUUUGAUAAUACAAUGGACAUGCUUCUGGUACUAGCAUCAUAAUUUUAGACCUAAAUCAGCCCUUACUGGACCUUCUCCUUUGUUCUCAUCCUUAAUUUGCAUUAAAUAUUAAUCACAAAACUUCAAGUAAGUAAUAAUCAACAAAUCAACAAACUAUGGUAAAAAUAAAAUUUAAUGUUUAUCAACCUACCUACAUUUAAAACUGAUUGAUCAAAACUUUAAAUUUAUGACAACCAUGACAACAAAAAAGAAAUACUCAUGUAAUAUUUUAUGGAUGCACAAUAUUACCCGUAAUGUUAAUAUUCUGCUCCUUUAUACUGGACGGGAAACACAGUCAAAAUCCAAAAGGAUGUGGAAAGAAAAACCUGAGCACUGGCCCCUUAAUAAACCAUUUUAUGACCCAAAAAACAAAUCACAAGAUGAACAUGGCAAGUCUAUAUCAAAUGAAGACCUCUUGAAAUGUUUGCUUGAUUGCUGCAAGCACAAAAAUGUACAAAUCAACUUCCUAUACCAGAAAGAGGUAGAUGCUUGGCGAGAACAAAAACAUGAACUGCUGAACAAGUUGUAUAUAUUCCGUAGGAAUACAGAGAAAAUCAAAUUAGCCAUACAAAAUAUGUUGUUUUGUAAAGAUUUUGGAGAAAUUAGAGCAGCUUUGAAAAAUAUUAAUGUUUGUCUGACUAUGGAUAAAACAGAAACAGACUUUCUCAAGAUUCGGUGUAAAAGCCAGUCUGAACUAGUAACUGAAAUUACACGCAAUCUUGCCACCAUUCUGUGUAAAAUUAUUAAAGGAAAAGAUCCAGAAGCAAAAUGUGAUGGUAUUUGGAAGUCUCCUCCUGAAAACUGGCCUUCAGUAGUUCAGUUUUAUAGUCCACACAACAGAGGAAAAUGUAAACAGACUGGCUCAGAUAAAGAACUUGUUUUGACUUUGAUUCAAAAUCCAAAAGCCAUAAUUCCUCAGAAAUAUCAGUCUUUAAUUACAACUUUUCAAAAAGUACAUGCAAAUACAUGUAAUUCAAAGGAAGUGAAAAAACAUAAAGAAACGUUGUGCAGAAUAUAUACCAUUCAGAAUAAUAUAUCAAUCAUUGACAAUGCACUGCAGACUAUGCAUGAACAGGGACUAUUUACAUCGAAUGUGCACAGCAUUUUAAACCAAUGGUGGACAACACAAACUCUUGAUCCUGAAAGCGAUGAAAUCUUGAAGAAUUCGGCAAAAAUUUCAGACAUUAGACAGGCUAUUCAAAUACAAAUUACAGAGACAUCUUUCAAAAUUGGCUUCAAAGCAAAUGAUCUGGAGGAGAAUACAAAGUCACAUGUAUUUUACAACAUUAUCUCCCUAACACAAAAAUUUUGUUUACAAAAAAUCUGCAGCAGUUUGUCAACAAGUUCUUUGAUCAAAGAUCAGGAAAAGGUCAAUAAAGAUAGCGUAUUUCCAUGCUGCUCUGAUGAUCAGGAAACAUUAUCCAAAGAUCAAUCUAAAAACGGUCAAACAGUAGAAUCCAGACUUCAUCAAAGUGAAAACAAAGGAAGUAGCAAAGAUGAACCAGUCACUGCUGUUGAAAUUGAUGCUCCGUCUCAGGCAACAGGAAAAAAAAGAAAACAUGCACAAGAUGAAGAGCUACUGUCUGGUAUAAAAAGACCAACAUUAUCAGCAGACAAAGUUUAUAACACAAAGACUGAUGAAAUUAUAGAAACACAGCAAUCAGAGCAACCAUUGGUAGGAAACCAUGUGAAUGAUAAUGAUGAAUCACAGGACACUAAUUUAGAUAUUACAGACGCUGAAUUACAUGAUUUAUUUAAUAGUAUAUCAAAUGUUUCACAAGAGGCCAACCUCGACACAUUGUCUAAUGAAGACGACUGUUUUAGUGAUCAUCAUCUAGAAUUAAUACUAACAGACAUGGUUGAUUAUGAAUCAGGCAAGAACUCAAAUACUGAAAAACUUUUAUCGGGAGGUCAGGACAUCUUGUGAUUUGUACAUACAUGUACAUUGUAUAUGAUAUAUAUUUAUUUAUAAUUUUUUUAUAAAGGUUUUGAAAAGAGAAUUUUACUCUUGACACCUAUAUUUACCAAAUUAUCCUGCAGAUUUAUCAAUUGUUAAAAUUAAUUUUGAAUUUUGGAUGAUCAAAUUCAUAAUAUUAACUUUACGCGUUUCCUUGAUAGAUUUAUUUUUCUCUCCUUAGUUAUAGUGCUCUAUCAAAAAUGUCUUUUGGUGAGCCUUUUUGUUGUCUUAUUGGCACUUAUACCACAUUUUCUUCUUUAUAAUUACAGUAUUCUACGAUUUUUUUUAGAAAUUGAAACAUCAAAUUGACCGAGAAAGAAUUCGUUAUUUGUAUAUCCAUUGCAGGAAGACAAAUGUUGCCAAAGAAUAAUGCUGUCUGUGCUUAGAGAGAACACAUGGUUUGAAAAAUUACAUUUCAACAAAUUUUAAACCUCGCACAGAUAGCUUAUUCUAGUGCAAAUAAGUUGUAGUCUGUUUCCCCUAAUAAAAUAUUUGACAGGGAAGAAACAUGAUAAAAUAAAUUGUCUAUUCAAAACCAGUGCCAGUGCUCAAAUUGUUAUUUCUGUUCCUUCCAGUUUCAUCAAUUAUACAUGUAGGCCAUUCAAAAAAAUAUUAGUUUCUUUGGUACCACUCAGAAACUUAAAUCAGAAAGUGAUAAUGUUAAGCAUUUUUUUUGCAUUUGAUCAUUAUUUAUUAAUAAGGUGAUAUAGUGAGACUCAAAAAAACAAAAUGAAUUAUUCCUUAUUUACUGCCUGCCACAUGUACUUAUCUCAUGUAAAUGUGUUUCAUUCAAAAUUUUUAUGCAUACAUACAUAUACAAAAUACAUGUUUUAUUAUUUAGAUAUUGGCCUGUAUAGAAACCUUACAUCAACUAUAUUUUUCACAAUGCACAAGCAAUGAAAUGAAUAUAUACAUGUAUUCAAAUUCAAAUUGCCAAAGAAACAAACAUUUUUUUGAAUGGCCUCAUCUAUACAAUCAUACAUACACUUGGCUACUGGUUCUUUCUUUAAGUUUUCUUUUUUUUUAUGGAAGCUGACUUUGGCAUGCAAAUAAAUAAUGACACCUGCAUGAUAAUGUAUCUACCUAGCAUGUCUAGGUGGCUUAGCCACAAAGUCCACACAUCACUAUUAUAAAGUGUCUUCUCUUACACAUUCUGGAGCAGGAAAGCCGAAAGGCUGAGUAUUUUUUCCUGAAGCUUUGAUAAUGAAAGAAAACUGACAGAGGGUCCGGUCCAGUAGCCAAAUGCAUGUAUCUGAAUACU
Messenger RNA from Mytilus trossulus (common blue mussel), 4384 nucleotides. RefSeq lists its product as uncharacterized. The record is from RefSeq and is a predicted model, not a curated record. Bases 1354 to 3093 code for a protein of 579 amino acids. Lineage: Eukaryota; Metazoa; Mollusca; Bivalvia; Mytilida; Mytilidae. The transcript has 3 exons.